CUUCUUCUAGCGCAUCAGCCGCACAGAACAGAAGAAAAUUAGCAACUAUCAUUCCGACAUGAAUCCCACCAAAACCAGAAGACGCUCCCUCUCCCAGUCUACCCCACCUUCCCCAAUCGAAACCCUGAUAAGUUUCGAUCCCGAUCCCAGUCCAAACCCCAACCAUUCCGCCGAAUCCCACGACUGGUCGUCGCUGACCGACGCCGCCCUCCACUCCGUCCUCUCCCGUCUGUCCUCCCUCGAGGACUUCUUCGCCUUCCCCUCCUUCUCCGAAUCCUUCUACGACCUCCUUCGCCGCCGCCUCUACUCCACCCGCCUCCCCUGGUCCCCUCCCUCCCGCCGCUCCCUCGCCUUCUCCCACGGCUUCCUCAUCACCAUCUCCUCCGCCUCCGCCUCCGGACCCUCCAAGCUCCUCCUCUGGAACCUCCUCUCCGGCGCCCGCAUCCGCCUCCCCAAAUCCCCCCACCGCCUCCCCCGCGUUAUCCUCUCCUCCUCCCCGGCCUCCUCCUCCCCUGCCUGCUCCGUCGUCUGCUUCCGCCCCUGCUCUCAGUCCCUCCAGUUCUGCUCCUUGGGAGAUCCCUUGUGGAAAUUCCACACCUUCUCCAAUGCCCCGAUCAUUCACGACAUGAUCUUCUUCCGCGGCCGGCUAUACGCUCUAACCCCCCGCUGCCGCCUCGCCGCCGUCGACCUCGUCCCCCGGCCCGAAUUCACCCUUCUAGGACCCAGCAUUGACCCCAAUUCCGAUGACCCGGGCAAUAAAAACUACUGUGAGUGGACGCUCGCCGAAUCCGGCGGGAAUCUGCUGCUUGUCAGCACCUAUCUCUCCAUGAGGUUCAGCGUCUUCCGCUGGGACUUUGAAGGCGGCAGGUGGCGGGAGCUGCCGGAUUUGGGUGGAAGGGCUCUGUUUCUCGAAGAUAAAGGGUUCGCCGCUUCCAUCGUUCCGACUUGCCCGGCGGUGAAAGGGAACUGCAUAUACUAUGCGGAUCAUCGUGAGAGCGUGUAUUAUGAAUUCUCUCUGGAGGAUCGGAGCCGCUCGACCAUCUCUCUCAAUCCGUCUAGCUCGCUUCCACAUCACCCGGGUGCGCAUGUGCCGAAGAUUUGGGUUUUCCCGAGCUUGUGCUGCUUUUAGCCCUCAAGCAGGAAAUGCAGGACCUACUGUGGGGCGUACUGGUGCAUGGAUCUUCUCCAUUUGUAGAAAAUUCUCGCACACCAUUCGUCAGGCCGUCUAUACGACAGACAGACGGGAUUGAUAUCAACCAGUAGAGGAAAUCUGACGGUUGGAUAAAAAGCAGUAGACAGUGGUUGUAAUUGAUCAAAUUGAUCCUCUCUUUUGAUGAAUGACAAGGCCAAGAUCAAAUUGAUCCUCCCUUUUGAUGAAUGACAAGGCCAAGACCAACCUGUAUUGGAACUUUUGGCACACCAGAGUUGCGGAAAAUCGGCAGCCCAUACGUUAUAUAUACAGUUGCUCUUAUUCAAUCUUUCUGGCAAACUGAAAUGGUUACAGACGGGUGAGAAUGAUGAGCGGAGGAUAGUAAUGAUUGCACAUUGAGCGAGCAAAGCUGGAAAUUUCAUGCGAUGUGUGUGUUGUUUAUGCCUUGUUUGCAAUCCAAGCUGGGUUGAUUUAAUCUCGUAAUUUGUUGCGAGUUUGGCCGGCAUGGGAUCAAGUCAUGGAAACUGAUAAUUAAAAUUUUCUGGGCUCUGAUUAAGUCCAAACGGCAACCUGAUUAUAAGUAAAUCUGAAAAAAAAGAAAAUCUCGGCGAUAUAUCUAUGGAAUUUUAUGUUUGUGCAUAUGUUCGUAUGUCGUGGUAAAGAUUGUCUGAAGUGAUGUAGGCUCUUAUUUGUGUUUGCUAGUAAUUUCCGGUAGUCUAGUUGGUAUAUUAUCUUUUUCUUGAGCAGUAGUUAUUUAUUUUAA
Ananas comosus (pineapple) is the source of this 1913-nucleotide messenger RNA. RefSeq lists its product as uncharacterized. The record is from RefSeq and is a predicted model, not a curated record. NCBI's taxonomy places the organism in Eukaryota, Viridiplantae, Streptophyta, Magnoliopsida, Poales, Bromeliaceae. Bases 59 to 1129 code for a protein of 356 amino acids. The transcript has 2 exons.